Messenger RNA from Lecanosticta acicola, 1473 nucleotides. NCBI's taxonomy places the organism in Eukaryota, Fungi, Ascomycota, Dothideomycetes, Mycosphaerellales, Mycosphaerellaceae. The record is from the annotation of a GenBank genome assembly.
AUGAGACGAACAAUCUUCUCUCCUCUCCUCCGCUCAAGAUCACGCCCAGUACCUACCUUUCGGAGCAGGCCAUUCGAACCAUUCUCCUCCCGCAGAACCCUCAUCUCCGCCGCAGAAGUCCAAUUCGGCCAACCAAUCCACGAAACCCACCCUCACCUCAUCGCACCAGGAGACCUCUCCCCGGGAAUCUCAGCCCUCGAAUACCAUCAUCGUCGCGCCGCAUUAGCUAGCAGACUUCCCCGAAAUUCCCUUGCGAUCCUCGCCUCCGCAGAUCUCAAAUACAGAAGCGGAGCCGUCUUUUACGAAUUCCAUCAGGAUUCGAACUUCUUCUACCUCACUGGAUUCAAUGAGCCGGAAGCUCUGGCCGUGAUCGAGAGAGGAGAAGGAGAGAGGGAUGUGGAAUAUACUUUCUGGUUGUUUGUGAGAGGGAAAGAUGAACGGGCAGAGAAAUGGGAUGGAGCACGGAGUGGAGUACAGGCUGCUCGGGAUGUUUGGAACGCGGAUGAAGCGAUGGAUAUAGAGCAAUUGGGCUCCAUGUUGCCGCGAUUGGUAAACGGAAGACAGGUAUACACAGACAUCGGCGAGAGAGAAAAGGGCCAGGGAGCUCUGGGGAGAUUCGUAAGAGGCAGACCCAAAGUCGAAGGCAUGGCCCAAGUCCUAAAGGCUGGCAACGCCACAGUGAAGGCACUGCGACCUCUGCUCAACGACCUCCGAGUCCGCAAAAGUGAAGCAGAGCUAGCCUGUAUGCGCAAAGCCGGUUCCGUCUCCGGAAGAGUCCUCACAGAAGCAAUGAAAAGCACCCCCAAGACCGAAAAACAACUCUGGGCAGAUCUAGCCUAUGGUUAUCGCUCCAACGGUCUCGACGGCGAAGCCUACGUUCCAGUGAUAGCAGGCGGCCGGAACGCCCUAUCAAUCCACUACGUUCGCAACGAUUCCCUCCUCCAACCAGGGGACACGGUCCUCGUAGACGCCGGCGGAGAAUACGGCUCGUACAUCACAGACAUAACACGCACGUGGCCCAUCGGCGGCAAAUUCACAGACCCCCAGAGAGACCUUUACAGCAUGAUUCUGAAUGUGCAGAAGAGCUGCGUAUCCCUCUGUCGCGAAGACGCAGACGUAACACUGGAUAAGAUUCAUGCCAUCUGCGAGAACGGUUUACGACAUGGCCUGCGAUCGCUCGGUUUCGAUGUCAAGGGCAACGCCAUGGACGUCCUAUUUCCUCAUCAUGUAGGCCAUCACAUCGGUCUCGAUGUCCACGACGCGCCUGGCUACCCACGAACAGACCGCCUCCGGAAAAACCACUGCAUAACAAUCGAACCCGGAAUCUACGUGCCCGAUUCCGACCGAUGGCCGGCGCAUUUCCGCGGUCUAGGAAUACGGAUAGAAGACUCAGUCGUCAUAGGAGAAGACAGACCAGAAAUCUUAACACGAACAGCAGUCAAAGAUGUAGAUGAGAUAGAAGGUCUGAGAUGA